CAUGUAUUCGGCGAAAAAGAAAAUGAAGAAGACAGACAUAAAGGAUAUCACGCCAUAUUACGUGUAUACAUGGGAUUGUGUGCUCUUGAAAAAACAAAUCAACAAAAAUAAAAUAAAAUAAAAAAGGGAAAAAGCAUUUUAAUAAACAAAAGAAUGAAUAUUGUUUGCUAAAGAAGGCAAUCACAGGUUUAAUAACAUAAAUGAUCAAAUCAUCUAAGUAUAAAUUCUCUGAUUUAAAUAACCCAUUACUGAAUUCGAGAAGAAAGAUAUCCGAUAUUUAAACCACGAGCAACACAUCAUAUUCAUCACUUUGUUGAAUAAUAGAAAUUAUGUCAAGUAACGAAGAAUCAAUGGAAGAUAGCAAUGACCAUUCAUUUGGGAAGGUCAAACAACGUUUCAAAGAUCGAUCUCAGAAAACGAAGGAGAAAACGAAACAGAUCUUGUCAAAGCAAGCUGCCCAGAUCGCUAAAAGGGCUGAGGAACAUGAAAGAUUCAUUAACAAGGUGACACAUCUGAUGGGUGUUCUUGGGUUUGGGGCAUUUUGCUUUAUUUUGGGUGCAAGGCCAAAGGAUAUUCGAUAUGUUUACUGUUUGUUCUAUGUCAUCUUUGUUCCUCUGAGAUGGAUCUACUAUAGAUACAAGAAAUGGCAUUACUAUCUUUUGGACUUCUGCUAUUAUGCAAACACAAUUUUCUUAAUCGCGCUUAUGUUUUUCCCGACUAAGGAGAAGCUAUUCAUGGUUUGUUUCUCGUUCGCAGAGGGACCUCUAGCAUGGGCAUUAAUUGUUUGGCGCUGUAGCUUAGUUUUUAGUUCAGUUGAUAAAAUUGUCAGUGUCUUCAUACAUCUUUUACCUGGGUUAGUUUUCUUCACAAUUCGCUGGUGGGAUCCUGAGUUUUUUGGAGCUAUGCAUCCUGAAGGGACUCCAGAACGAGCAUCAUGGCCUUAUGUAGAAAGCCAAUCCUACCUUUGGACUUGGCUAUUUUGGGUUCCAUUAGCUGCAUACUUUCUCUGGCAGGUUAUCUAUUAUCUCAUAGUAGAAGUCCUACGUCGACAGAGACUUCUGCGAGACCCUGAAGUCAUGACAUCUUACAGGGAGAUGUCCAAAAAAGCAAAGAAAGCAAACAACAUGUGGUGGCGCGUUAGUGGUUUGCUUGGGGAUCAGAAUCGCUUGUUUAUGUAUAUUCUGCUCCAGGCCAUAUUUACGAUAGCAACUACAGCGCUCACAGUGCCCAUAUUUCUGUCAUACAAGUUCCAUGUUGUAUUCCAAAUACUAAAGGUUUCAGCAUCUAUUUGGAAUGGUGGAAACUUCAUGCUAGAUGUGAUGCCUAGGCAAGUGAUUCUCAAGGAGGAAAAGAAAAAAUCAAAGAUGCCAACUAUCCCCGACCAGAACGAUCAGACUUCUUUGCAGGAGAGCGCAACGGAAGCUAAUAAUGCUUCUGAAACAGUCCAUUCUGAAUAAUGGAAACUACCUGAUUUGGAGUGUUCAUCAUCUGACUCCGCUGUUGUUUACUUUUCUAUCUGUUUUACAAAUGAAUGAAAGGUCUGAAGUUCUGUGACUCACAAGUUGUAGAUUAGGUGAAAGGAAAAAUGAACUAUCUUCAUUCUGUUGUGAAUCAUAUCUGAAUAGUUAUCAGUGCUAGUGCUCCAGAUUUUGUAGAUUUGGUGAAAAAAGAUUAACCAAGCUCUUGAUAUGCCCCUGCAAUUAUUAAGAAUAAAGGUGCAGAAAUGAGUAAUACUAUUAGCUUGCGGAGGAAUACACUACAGGUGGUUGGAGUUCGUUAUAAGCUUUGCUAGUUUACACAUUAGUAGUACAGGUUCCAUAUAUUACGUAAUUAUCUUAUUGUAUUUCUAUUUUGAUCAUAUUCAGUCCCUCAGCUAAGUCACACUUUGUGGAUGUCUUAGCUGAGUAAAUGUACUGGCUGAAAGAGAGAAUGAAGUAUGAAUGAGAAUCUAUAGUUUUUCUUCC
Messenger RNA from Lycium barbarum (goji berry), 1964 nucleotides. Its product is annotated as glycerophosphocholine acyltransferase 1-like. Gene Ontology annotation, biological process: phosphatidylcholine biosynthetic process. Bases 330 to 1457 code for a protein of 375 amino acids. The record is from RefSeq and is a predicted model, not a curated record. The transcript is spliced from 8 exons. Lineage: Eukaryota; Viridiplantae; Streptophyta; Magnoliopsida; Solanales; Solanaceae.